AAGGAGCGAGACCGAGGAAGAGGAGGCAGCGCUUCCCAUCACUCCAGGCUGCCCUUCAGCAUCCCCAAAGCCGCGCAGCCUUCCCUGCAGUGACCUCGGUUUUGGGGCUGGGGGGGGGGGGGAGGCACAGCACACUCCUGACCCGCCAACAACGAAGAGCCCCGCGCGGAGGAACGACCCCUAGGAGGAGACUCCGGCGGCGGACGACGACGACGAAAAAGAGCGCCGGCGAGCGAACAAAGAAGGCGCCACGAGCAGAUGCGAGGAAAGCCUCCGCUGUGAAAUAUCAUCCAGGGAUGGCAAGAAGUCGGAGAGACUGAGGAGCAGGACACCAAAGAUCCGGUCUGCACCCAAAAUUGCCAGCGCUGAGCAAUGAGGAAGAGGGAGAGGACGUGCUCGUCCAAUCAGCGAGGCCGGCACCCACUAAGGACAUGAGGACCGGGCAAUCAGGACCCAUUUAAAACCUAGAACAGCCUACUCCUGACACAAGAUUGUGACGUUCAAAUGCUGUCCUCUAGAAGUAAAUGUCAAACGGCGAGCGCCUCUUGCCGACUUUCUCCCAUGGAUACCCUAGCGGCGUCCCCUCGGAACCCGAGGGCCGAACCGGGACAGCCAAGACAAGGCAGGACUUCUUGGUCUGAGCUUUUCGGCUGGAUCGCCCUGCUGUCCGUUUUGGGGUUGCCUACGGUGGCGGCCGAUUGCUGGCUCAUCGAGGGAGAGAAAGGCUUCGUGUGGUUGGCCAUCUGCAGCAUGAACCAGCCGCCCUUCGAGGCCAUACCCUCGCACAUCAACAGCACCAUCGUGGACCUGAGGCUGAAUGAGAACAAGAUCCGCUCCGUCCACUAUUCCUCUCUCAGUCGCUUCGGCAACCUCACCUAUCUGAACCUCACCAAGAACGACAUCAGCUACGUGGAGGACGGAGCUUUCUCGGCGCAGUUCAAUCUGCAGGUUCUCCAGAUGGGCUUCAACAAACUGAGGAACCUGACGGAGGGAAUGCUGCGAGGGCUGGGCAAGCUGCAGUACCUCUACCUGCAAGCCAACCUCAUCGAGACGGUCACGCCCAACACCUUCUGGGAGUGCCCCAACAUCGAGAACGUUGACCUCUCCAUGAACAGGAUCCAGGUGCUGGACGGCAGUUUGUUCUCUGGACUUUCCAAGCUGACCACCUGCGAACUUUACACCAACCCCUUCAACUGCUCCUGCGAGCUGCUGGGCUUUCUGCGCUGGCUCGGUGCCUUCCCGAACAGGACCAGCGAGAGGAUGGUGUGCGACUCCCCUCAAGGGUUCUCGGGGUACAACCUCCUGAGCCAAAACCCCCGCAUGCCGGCGCAACGCAACGCCCUGCACGUGCUCAGCCUGGUGUGCACGGACGUCGGCGGUAACGCCACCUCUUUUUACAACGGCCUGCUGGAUGCCACCACCCUGACCCCGGACUUUUCCCCCUGCGGACUCGACGACUGCGCUUCGGGCACGCCCCCCGACGAGGUGAUCUAUCACACCAUAUUCACGGAAACCAACCCUGUCAUGACGCUGAAGGAGGUGCAGCACUCCAGAGCUGUGAUUACGGUGGAGAUCCCUCAUCCGUACAGGAAAAUGUACAUCCUGAUGCUUUACAACAACAGCUUCUUCACAGACAUCCAGAAGCUGAAGAAUCAGAUAGAAGACGUCGUGGUGCAGGACUUGAAACCCAACACGGACUACACGUACUGCGUGGCCUCCAUACGCAACUCUUUACGCUUCAAUCACACGUGUCUGACCCUCUCCACCGGCCGCCGCGGAGGACCAGAAAGGGUCGCCAAUCAGUCGUCAGCGACACACUACAUUAUGACUAUUCUGGGAUGCUUGUUCGGAAUGCUGCUCUUCCUCGGACUUGUUGUCCACUGCCUGAGGCGGAGGAGGAUCAUGGAGGAAAAGGAGCGCAAGAUGAGCAGGAUCCAAAGGACUCUGAUAGAGCUCAAGUACGGUGGAGAUGGGGAUAUCGAAGAAGGGAGUGGCGGUCCUGUUUCUCAGAAACUUUCCAGCGGGGACAGUCUGUCCAGGAUGCCAUACCUACCUCACGGUGCUGACAUAGAUCCAUACCAGCUGCAGGAGGUAGUGGAAACGCCGCCUCACAAGCCCGCUAAGCUCAACUACAUGGAAGUCCGUGGGUCCGGUAUUGAGCGGGAGCGGGAGAUGUCGCCGCAAGCCAACCCCCAGGGAUCCGUUGCCGAGAUCUCCACCAUCGCUAAAGAAGUGGAUAAAGUCAAUCAGAUCAUCAACAACUGCAUCGACGCGCUCAAGUCUGAAUCUACCUCCUUUCAACAGGGCAUCAAAUCCCCGUCUUCGGCAGGCGGAGGGGCCGUGUCCACAGCAGAGCCACAGCUGGUGCUCCUCUCCGAGCAAGGAGAACGAGGAGACAGAGGAGAGUUCCUCUCGCCGGUCUACAAGGGUGGAAGAGGCGGCCGAGGCUACCAUCACUCACUGCAGCGACACCACAGCAUGGAGGCCCCGGUCUCCAAGAGGCCCAGCACAUCCUCGUCUCCUGGUUCUACCCGGAGCCCUCGCUCCUUCCACUCCGAGGGAGCCUAUCACGCCUCAGACACUCACUACAUCGAGAGAACUUCCCCUGGAGACAGAGGAGACAGGGGCGGCGAAGAGACCAUCCGCACCGUCAACCCGGCAGCGGCUAUUCUACGGGCCGAGGCCCAGAGGAUCCGCCAGUACCACGAGCACCGCCACUCCUACCCCGGCUCCCAGCAGCACCUCCAAGAACUGCAGCAUCACCCUCAGAUCAUGCAGGAGCUCCACUACCACCCCGGCGGCCGCAAGCCCUCCACGUUGGACCCCCUCACGCUCAGCCGGCAGGCCAAGCAGCGGGAGCUGGCCUACUCGCAGCUGGCGCCGCACUACGCUCUGGCGCCGCAGUACCACAACCUCAGCUACUGCUCCAGCCCCGAGGAGGACGAGGAGGAGGAAGAGGAAGGGCUACUAUGCACCCCGACCCUCGGACUGUGGGAGCGCUUCAAACUGCACCGCAAGAGGCACCGGCAGGCGUCCAUGGAGGACGAGGGCUACGUGGCGGCCGGGCACGCGCUGCGGCGGAAGGUUCAGUUCGCUAAAGACGAGGAUCUCCACGACAUUUUGGACUACUGGAAGGGGGUGUCGGCCCAGCAGAAGGCCUGAGGGAAAACAACACUGUGGGCACGCACAGACCUGUAAAUACACGCAAACACAACGACCAGGAAGGGACGGAAUCAACACACGCGUCUUUCAAAGCCUUCUCACAAACACGGAGGACCAAAGUGGAGUUAUAUCCAACCACGGAAAUCGUAACUUGUAGUGAUCUGUUUUCUAAUCUAAUGGAACUCGCAGCUCUUACUUAUGUAGCUCUUUGUAUGUUUCCGUCCCGGGCGGGACAAAGCUAGCGGGCAAACACGUCCUGGAGUUUGACUUCGCUUAGACAGGAAGGGACAGACUUGGCUUUUACACUCAGUGAGAGGAAGGACAUUUUCAGGAUGGGUCGCUCGGCAACGCCAACGCUCCUUUUCCACGGCACUACUCAUUAGUGACGCGGUUCCACGCAUACUUGCCAACCCUACCGAUUUUUCCGGGAGACUCCCGAAUUUCAGUGCCCCUCCCGAAAAUUCUCCCAUGGUCAACCGUUCUUUCCGAAUUUCUUCCGAUUUCCACCCGGAAAACAAUAUUGGGGGCGUGCCUUAGAGGCACUGCCGCUUUUCCUCCGUACAAACCCACACCAAACAAGAAUGACAAACACAUUUCGGGAGAACGUCCGCACCGUAACACAACAUAAACACGACAGAAAAAAUACCCAGAACACCUUGCAGCACGAACUCUUCCGGGACGCUACAAUAUACACCCCCGCCCCCCCCCUACUCAUCCCGGAGGUCUCAAGGUUGGCAAGUAUGGUUCCACGGGCUAACCCAAGUACCAUCGGGUACUACCAGGUACUGUUUCUAGGCACGCUGCAGCUUGGUCACGCAUAGCCCGCUUCAUCGUAUCCCGUGGCAAAAAAAUCUGCACACCUGCAUUUUUACACUCCCACCUCUUCCCUUAAAUCAAACACCAGAGACUAAGGAUGUGAGGAUUUUAAAGAUAAACUAGGCCCGAGGGUUAAAUUAAAAUGCUCAUUAAACUGUGAUUGAUAACCGCACUUUAAAGUCCUACUGAAGUGAGAAUUUCUUAUUUAAACGGGGAUAGCAGGUACCUUCUAUGUGUCAUACUUGAUCAUUUCGCUGAAGGACUAGAGAAAAAAAAAAAGACAGGGGCAGUGGGAACGAUUCAGAUUUUAUUAGACACAUCUACUAGGAUAAUUCUGGAAAAUCCCUUAUCUGCUUAUUGUUACUAGUGUUUUAGUGAGAUUAUAUGGUCGUACCUGAAAGUCGGAGGGGUGUGGUGACCGCCAGUGUCUUCGAUGGAAGCCACGUUUCUUGACGAGGGGGGGGGAAGGCAGCCGGGCUGAGAUUUUUUUCCCCCCCCUCCUCCACGGUGUAAGCAUCCGACGGUCGGGGGCGGCCGGUGGGAGGAGGCAAGAGAGUCCGCAGCUGCAGGAGGCACAACGCAAGCUCUCCGCUCAUAACUACGGUAAUAGCCGACUUAAUACCUCCAUUUUCUCACGGAAACCUGCCGGUUGACAUGUGGUAAGGGAACCAUGUUCGCUUGACCGCUCUGUUCCAUAGUAAAGCUUCACCGUCAGCUUUCGGGAACGUAAACAAGGAAACACCGGCUGUGUUUGUGUUGCUAAAGGCGGCCGCAAUACACCGCUUCCCACCUACAGCUUUCUUCUUUGACCUCUCCUUUAUUCAUUGAACAAAUUGCAAAAGUUUCAGAAACACGGAUGUCCAGAAUACUGUGUAAUUAUAAGAUUAAAGCAGACGACUUAUAGCUAGGAUCCGUGCUGGAUCAAAAUGUCCGCUACAAUCCGUGACGUCACGCGCAAUCAUACGCGACGUUUUCAACAGGAUACCUUGCGCGAAAUUUAAAAUUGCAAUUUAGUAAACUAAAAAGGCCGUAUUGGCAUGUGUUGCAAUGUUUAUAUUUCAUCAUUGAUAUAUAAACUAUCAGACUGCGUGGUCGGUAGUAGUGGGUUUCAGUAGGCCUUUAAAAGGGGAACUGCGCUUUUUCUGAAAUUUUGCCCAUCGUCCACAAUCAUUAUGAGGGACAGGAACACAUAUCUCUUUUUUUAGGAUUUCAAAUAUGAUAAAAAACACAAAUAGGAGUCACUGUUGUAGCCUUUAAACAACUUCAAAACCUUCCAUCGACGUUGUAUAUACACACUACAGUAUAUAAUGCAGUAACAUGCAUCUUCAUAACAAUAUGUAAUAUAGACGACUAUUUUUGGACGGAUGAGGAUUCACAACUUUAUCUUUUUUGAAGCUGAAUAUAUGGAGGAUGAGGUAGUUUUUUAGAAGCAAGCGCGAGGAAGAUGGUGAGACAUUAGAGCAGACGGAAGCCGAGUGAGUGAGGUGGAAGUGGCUCGAAGCUGUAAAUGUGGAACUUGAAGCCAAAAUGGAGUAAUUACCCAAAUAAACCGGAAAAAGUGGGUGAGUCACUUUAAUAUUGAUUAUGAUAAACACAGCACAUUAUGUGUGUUACUUUAACUACAGUACAUACACUCUCUGGCUAGCUGUGUACACGCAAAACACGAAAUAACACUUUACAGAUAAUUUUACAGUUUUUCAGUCGGUGUAGAUCGCAGUGUUGUACAUUACACACGCAAACGUGUUGACAUAGAAGCUAGCUUAUCUCUUGCCGUACUUAGCUUUUAGGGCUAAUAACGUAGCAUGGCGAUGUGUUAGUACGCGAGAAAAAUUAGUUCCUCAGUGUUUGCUCUUACAAAAACAAUCAUGCUACAGUUUGGUUGUUAUACAGGUUACGGAACGUGAAUGAAGUACUGUUGACGUUUUUUGAAUACAGUUUUGAAGUGAUUUAUUGGUAGAAUUAACUGUUAAGAUUAGCUACAUGGCUAGCCACCUAGAACGAGCCGAUUUUUACAUGCUAGAAAGCGAAAACAAAACAAAAAAACAACCUUCUUGUCUCCCAUGAUUAUUGUGAACGAUAGGUAAAAUUCCCAAAAAGUGCAUAACCCGGCGAUCUCAUUGAUUGAAACUUGUAUUAUUAGAUUGCACAGUACAGUACAUAUUCCGUACAAUUGACCACUAAAUGGUAACACCCCAAUAAGUUUUUCAACUUGUUUAAGUCGGGGUCCACGUUAAUCAAUUCAUGGUAAAUCCAUUUACUGAACAGGCGCGCUAAUCGCUAGCUAGUUGAAAUGCUAACAUGAAUACAAGAGAUAUCAACCUAUUUCCCGAAUACAAACAACAUACCGUAUUUCCUUGAAUUGCAGCCGGGGCGCUAAUUAAUUUAAAUCCUUUUCUCACUCCGGCGCUUACCAAAGGCAUGCGGUAAAUUUAGGCCUGCGCUUAUAAAUUUGAGUGUGAUGUAAGGAUACCAUCAUGAAAAGCACAUUAAAUAAAAAAAAAACGUUAUUAUGGUCUUACCUUUACUUAUAAAUGAAGUCCAUGCGCAGCUCCUUCUGAUCAAAAGCAUCGAUGACUUGUUUAUAGAAGUCUUCCUUAUCUUUCUUCAGUUUUAAAAGUCUGUCUCGAUGGAGAUCUUCCUUUAUUACCUCCUGCUUCGAUUGAAAGUCCAGUUUAGAAAACGGUUUUAUUUUAGAUAUGUAAUCCUCCAUGUUAAAAGUGCAAGCGAGAGGAAAAAAAAUAAACUUCUUCUGUAGUCGCAAGAAGGAUCACUAGCGCCCUCUACCAUCAGGAGGCGGGAGUCAUUUAAUGACUCAUAUUUGACACACGCAGCUAUGGUAUAUUAAUAAAACAUAGCUGCUGAGUGUUCUUUUUAGCAUAUUCAAUAUCUUGGACCUUAGAUCCUACUGAAUAGAUCUUAAUCUUCUUCCCUUUAUGCGAUUUCAAAUUUUUGAAAAUGACGACAGGUAAAGUAUGCGCUAAUUAUUUUGCGAAACGAGUUUGACCCGGCAGUAAUUCUAGCCAGGCGCAUACUAUAUACCCGGCGGCAAUUCAAGGAAAUACGGUACCAUAAUCUAAUCUUGUAUAUGGUUCUACAGCAGGAAGUGGACCCGCAUUACUAGGGCCCGAUUUAGUCAUCUGGGGGCCCAGGGCAAAACUAGUCACUGGGUCCUCCUCACAUCACAAAAAAACAAAAACAUGGUAAUUUCGCACAGUUAGCAACUACGAUGCUAGCGCAAUGAUUAUCACAGAUCCCAACGCUUUUACCGUAAUUGACAGGAAAACGAUCGACAUCUAACAAAGUUAAAAAAAAAUUCCAGAGAUCAUUAUUUUUCUAGUGCAGUUGGAUGGAAUGUAACGCGUAGCGCUAAGGCUGGGUGCCGUUCACAUUUGAACUAAAAACGGUACCAAUUCCCGCCCUGCGUUGAGGUGGCGACUUGUCCAGGGUGUACGACGCCUUCCGCCCGAAUGCAGCUGAGAUAGGCUCCAACAACCCCCCGCAACUUGAACGGGACAAGCGGUAGAAAAUGCAUGGAUGGAUGGUACCAAUUCCUGAUACCUGGGAAUUCAUACCAGUACUCAAUGAUACCAAAUUUUUGGUAAUUUUGCGUGUGUUAAUGAAUAUUAAUAAUUUUGUAUUUUUUUUUAUUGCAACAUUUAAUAAUAACCUGAUUAUGCUAACUGCUUUCCAGAUGUUAUAUAUUUUUUUAUUACACAUUAUCUUUUUAAGUACAACUUUAAGUUACAAUUACAGUUACAAGUCCAAGACGUUAGUGUAGUGUUCAGUCUUUGCUCAAUCUCGUCUUUUGUUGCGCCAUAAAAAGUGUUGACACUGUAAGUAUUGUCCUUAUUACGCACCAGCUGUUUGAUUAUAACGCGGAUCGUAGUUGUAGUUUUCAUUCACAGAUUUGGAGGUUAAUGGUGAAGUGAAGUGAAGUGAAUUAUAUUUAUAUAGCGCUUUUUCUCUUGUGACUCAAAGCGCUUUACAUAGUGAAACCCAAUAUCUAAGUUACAUUCAAACCAGUGUGGGUGACACUGGGAGCAGGUGGGUAAAGUGUCUUGCCCAAGGACACAACGGCAGUGACUAGGAUGGUGGAAGCGGGAAUCGAACCUGCAACCCUCAAGUUGCUGGCACAGCCACUCUACCAACCGAGCUAAACCGCCCCGUGGUAAAUAGUUCAUAUUUGUAUAGCGCUUUUCUACAUUUUUAAGGAACGCUUCGACACUAUUUCCACAUUCACCCAUUCAUACACUGAUGGCGGGAGCUGCCAUGCAAAGCGCUAACCAGGCCCCAUCAGGAGCAAGGGUGAAGUGUCUUGCUCAAGGACACAACGGACAUGACUAGGAUGGUAGAAGGUGGGGAUUGAACCAGGAACCCUCAGGUUGCUGGCACAGACACUCUCACAACCGCGCCCCGCCGUCCCAGAUAUUGAAAUCGCUAUGCAAAAUCGCUAAUGCUAAUUCUUAGCAUGUCAAUAGCAGAGCUAAUGUAUAUUAGCAUCAGGCUAACACAAUUUUUUGGGAAAAGUGGAGCCUGACUUUACUUAGGUUGGAGUGUUUUUUUUGGAGUCGGUUUCUUUGUUGGCAUUGAAAAUUGCAACAUUUGGCCGAGUGAUCGCCAAAACGUGAAGAGCUGGCAAAGUCCGGUGCUUCCCAUUUUCAGUAACAUGGCACCGUUGAGGUUUUACGGGAAUCGGUGCCAACAAAGUACGGGAUUCGGUAUUCACCCCUGCGUUGCGCUAUUACGGUGAAGGUGGGAAGUGUGUGACUGGUGGAAAAAAGAGAGCAUAUGACAAUGGCUGUGACAAGUCGUAGGGACCUGGGCAACAUGGUAAUUCUUUCCCUGAAUCUCGUCUUUUGUUGCGACCUAAAAAGUGUCAAUACUGUAAGUAUUGUACUUUGAUUAUAACGUGCACCGUAGUUGUAGUUUUCAUUAACAGAUUUGGAGGGGUUUAAAUCGCCAAGUAAAAUCGCUAAUGCUAAUUCUUAGCAUGUCAAUAGCAGAGCUAAUGUAUAUUAGCAUCAGGCUAACACAUUUUUUGGGGAAAAGUGGAGCCUGACUUUACUUAGGUUGGAGUGGGUUUUUUUGAGUCGGUUUCUUUGUUGGCAUUGAAAAUUGCAACAUUUGGCCGAGUGAUCGCCAAAACGUGAGGAGCUGGCAAAGUCCGGUCCUUCCCAUUUUGGGGUUUUACGGGAAUCGG
This is a messenger RNA of Nerophis ophidion (straightnose pipefish), 9178 nucleotides long. Its product is annotated as protein ELFN1-like. Gene Ontology annotation, cellular component: plasma membrane. The record is from RefSeq and is a predicted model, not a curated record. Lineage: Eukaryota; Metazoa; Chordata; Actinopteri; Syngnathiformes; Syngnathidae. The coding region runs from base 505 to 3162 and encodes 885 amino acids. Gene Ontology annotation, molecular function: protein binding. The transcript is spliced from 7 exons.